This is a messenger RNA of Peromyscus eremicus (cactus mouse), 4999 nucleotides long. It is a transcript of the gene Col14a1, whose product is annotated as collagen type XIV alpha 1 chain. NCBI's taxonomy places the organism in Eukaryota, Metazoa, Chordata, Mammalia, Rodentia, Cricetidae. Gene Ontology annotation, cellular component: interstitial matrix. The record is from RefSeq and is a predicted model, not a curated record. Gene Ontology annotation, molecular function: protein binding. Bases 259 to 4422 code for a protein of 1387 amino acids. The transcript is spliced from 39 exons.
AGAGGCGAGGAGGGGAAGCUCUGCAAGGGAGGAGGCGGCGGGAGAGGGACAAGGGGAGGACAGAGUGAACGACAGGGAAGAGAAGCUAAUUAAGCAAGAGUACUCUGAGGGAAGCGAGCGAGGGCAGUGGUCCGCUAAGAACCAACCGGCGGCGGCAAACCUUCCCUAGGCGUCAGGCGGUCCCCAACCUGGGCUGGAAAGUUGCCCUGCACAGGCAGCUGUUGCACCUCAUGUAAAAGGUCAAAGAUAAAAAAAAAAAUGAAGAUUUUUCAGCGCGAGAUGCGGUACUGGCUGAUUCUGGCUUUUUUGGCGGUUGCUUAUUUCUGCACCAUCGUCCGGGGUCAAGUGGCUCCACCCACAAGGUUAAGAUACAAUGUAAUAUCCCAUGACAGUAUACAGAUUUCAUGGAAAGCUCCAAGAGGGAAAUUUGGUGGCUACAAACUGCUUGUGGCUCCAGCUUCAGGGGGAAAAACCAACCAGCUGAACCUGCAGAACUCCGCAACAAAAGCGAUCAUUCAAGGCCUUCUGCCAGAGCAGAAUUACACAGUUCAACUUAUUGCCUACAAUAAAGACAAAGAGAGCAAGCCGGCUCAAGGCCAGUUCAGAAUUAAAGAUUUAGAGAAAAGAAAGGAUCCAGCAAAGCCCAGAGUGAAGGCUGUGGACAAAGGAAAUGGAAGUAAACCAACUUCACCAGAAGAAAUAAAAUUCUUCUGUGAGACUCCAGCUAUCGCUGACAUUGUCAUCCUGGUGGAUGGGUCAUGGAGCAUUGGGAGAUUCAACUUCAGGCUGGUGCGGAAUUUCUUGGAAAACCUGGUCACAGCAUUCAACGUGGGCUCAGAGAAGACACGAAUUGGAUUGGCACAGUACAGUGGGGACCCCAGAAUAGAGUGGCACUUGAAUGCCUUUAACACCAAAGAUGAAGUGAUUGAUGCUGUCCGAAGCCUUCCCUACAAAGGAGGGAACACUCUAACAGGUCUUGCUCUGAACUUCAUUUUUGAGAAUAGCUUUAAACCAGAAGCAGGAUCGAGGAGUGGGGUUUCCAAGAUUGGCAUUUUAAUCACAGAUGGAAAAUCCCAAGAUGAUAUUAUCCCACCGUCUAGAAACCUCCGUGAAUCUGGUGUAGAGCUGUUUGCGAUAGGGGUUAAAAAUGCUGACCUGAAUGAGCUGCAGGAGAUCGCCUCUGAGCCGGACAGUACUCACGUAUACAAUGUUGCUGAAUUCGACCUGAUGCACACGGUAGUGGAGAGCCUGACCAGGACUGUGUGCUCCAGAGUAGAAGAGCAAGACAAGGAGAUUAAAGGGUUUUAUAAAUUGUUUUCCUUCUCCAGUCAGUGGGAACAGGAAGUCUUACAAGGUCAUGGUACUUUACUUUCUGCUCAGAUUAUGGUGCCUGGAAUGCAGAACAAUAUCCUGCUGAAGACUCUAAUUCCAGACACUGAAUACAAAGUCACAGUGACUCCCAUCUACACCACGGGAGAAGGUGUCAGCGUCUCUGCCCCUGGGAGAACUUUGCCAUCCUCUGGUCCUCAGAACUUACAGGUCUCAGAAGAAUGGUACAACAGAUUGCGCAUCACAUGGGACCCACCAUCUGCCCCCGUGAAGGGCUAUAGGAUUGUCUACAAACCUGUGAGUGGUCACGGUCAAACUCUGGAGACUUUCGUGGGUGCUGACAUUAACACCAUUGUUAUCACGAGCCUCCUCAGUGGAAUGGACUACAACGUGAAGAUAUUUGCUUCCCAGGCCACAGGCUUCAGUGAUGCUCUGACUGGCCUCGUGAGAACAUUGUUCCUGGGUGUGACAGAUCUCCAAGCCAAUCAGGUUGAAACAACAAGCUUGUGUACUCGGUGGCAAAUACAUCGCCAUGCCACAGCCUAUAGGAUAGUUCUAGAAUCCCUUCAGGAUACACAAACACAAGAAUCCACCUUGGGAGGAGGUGUAAAUAGGCAUUGCUUCUAUGGACUUCAGCCAGAUUCCGAAUAUAAAAUCAGUGUUUACACAAAGCUCCAGGAGAUUGAGGGACCAAGUGUGAGCAUCCUGCAGAGAACACAACCACCUCCCACGGAACCACCGACAUUCCCUCCAACCAUUCCACCAGCAAAGGAAGUAUGUAAAGCUGCCAAGGCAGACCUAGUAUUCAUGGUGGAUGGAUCCUGGAGUAUUGGAGAUGACAAUUUCAACAAGAUCAUCAAUUUUCUGUAUAGCACCGUGGGAGCCCUGGACAAGAUUGGUGCAGAUGGAACUCAGGUGGCGAUGGUCCAGUUCACUGAUGACCCCAGAACAGAAUUCAAACUCGAUGCUUACAAAACCAAGGAGACACUUCUUGAUGCAAUCAGACACAUUUCCUACAAAGGAGGAAAUACUAAAACAGGGAAAGCUAUCAAGCACGUUCGCGAUACCUUAUUCACUGUAGAGUCAGGCACGAGGAGAGGCAUCCCAAAAGUUAUCGUGGUUAUAACUGAUGGGAGAUCACAAGAUGACGUCAACAAAAUCUCCAGGGAGAUGCAGGCCGAUGGAUACAACAUCUUUGCCAUUGGUGUGGCCGACGCUGAUUACUCAGAGUUGGUUCGGAUCGGCAGCAAACCCAGCUCACGUCACGUCUUCUUUGUGGAUGACUUCGAUGCCUUCAAGAAAAUUGAGGAUGAACUGAUUACUUUUGUCUGCGAAACCGCAUCAGCAACCUGCCCAAUGGUGCACAAGGAUGGAGUCGAUCUUGCAGGAUUUAAGAUGAUGGAAAUGUUCGGUUUGGUUGAAAAGGAUUUUUCUGCAGUAGAAGGAGUUUCUAUGGAACCUGGCACCUUCAAUUUGUUCCCGUGUUACCAAAUCCACAAAGAUGCUCUGGUUUCCCAACCAACCAAAUAUCUGCAUCCAGAAGGACUGCCUUCUGACUAUACAAUGACUUUCCUGUUCCGGAUUCUUCCUGACACUCCACAGGAGCCAUUUGCUCUUUGGGAGAUUUUAAAUAAAAAUUCUGACCCACUGGUUGGCAUCAUUUUAGACAAUGGUGGGAAAACUCUAACUUAUUUCAACUAUGACUAUACUGGAGAUUUUCAAACUGUCACUUUUGAAGGACCUGACAUCAGGAAAAUGUUCUACGGGAGUUUUCACAAGCUCCAUGUUGUUAUCAGCAAGACUUUGGCCAAAGUGGUUGUUGACUGUAAGGAAGUGGGCCAGAAGGCAAUCAAUGCAUCGGCGAAUAUCACAUCGGAUGGUGUGGAAGUACUGGGGAGAUUGGUCAGAUCAAGAGGACCCAACGGAAACUCUGCACCAUUCCAGUUACAGAUGUUUGAUAUCAUUUGCUCUACAUCGUGGGCCAGUAAAGACAGAUGCUGUGAACUUCCUGGCCUGAGGGAUGAAGAGUCCUGCCCAGACCUUCCACGUUCCUGCUCUUGCUCAGAAACUAACGAAGUGGCUCUAGGACCAGCUGGCCCCCCAGGUGGUCCAGGACUCCGAGGACCCAAAGGCCAACAAGGUGAACAGGGUCCGAAGGGACCAGAGGGCCCUCGGGGAGAAACAGGUCCUGCAGGACCCCAGGGCCCCCCUGGACCUCAAGGACCCAGUGGUCUGUCCAUUCAAGGCAUGCCUGGUAUGCCAGGUGACAAAGGAGACAAAGGAGAUGCUGGCCUUCCUGGUCCACAGGGUGUCCCUGGAGGUGUGGGUUCACCAGGACGUGAUGGCUCUCCAGGCCAGAGGGGAUUUCCUGGAAAGGACGGUUCCGCUGGUCCUCCAGGGCCACCUGGUCCAAUCGGCAUUCCUGGAGCUCCUGGUGUCCCAGGGAUCACAGGCAGCAUGGGACCACAAGGAUCCUUGGGGCCACCUGGUGUCCCUGGACCAAAGGGAGAGCGAGGUGAACGAGGAGACCUGCAGUCCCAAGCCAUGGUGAGGGCAGUGGCACGUCAAGUAUGCGAGCAGCUCAUCCAGAGUCAUAUGGCCAGGUACACAGCCAUCCUCAACCAGAUUCCCAGCCAUUCCACAUCCAUCCGGACCAUCCAGGGUCCACCUGGGGAGCCUGGCAGACCAGGUUCACCUGGGACCCCGGGAGACCAAGGACCUCCAGGUGCUCCAGGCUUCCCAGGAAAUGCAGGUGUGCCAGGGACCCCAGGAGAACGAGGUCUAACUGGUCUCAAAGGAGAAAAAGGAAAUCCAGGCAUUGGAACUCAAGGACCAAGAGGUCCCCCUGGUCCAGCAGGGCCUUCAGGAGAAAGUCGUCCUGGCAGUCCAGGGCCACCUGGCUCUCCUGGACCAAGGGGCCCCCCAGGCCACCUGGGAGUACCUGGACCACAGGGUCCUUCUGGCCAGCCUGGAUAUUGUGACCCCUCAUCAUGUUCUGCCUAUGGUGUUGGAGUGUCCCAUCCGGAUCAGCCUGAGUUCACACCGGUCCAGGAUGAGCAGGAGGCCAUGGAUCUGUGGAGCUUGAGCAUCUGAUGGCCUCAGGAGACAUUUGAAGAGCAGUGGCGGGCCCUCUUCUGGAGCUUUACUUACAAAAUGUUGUCAUGUGGUUUGUAUGCUACUUUGCAGGGGGAGGCAAGGCUCAUGUCAUCGGCCGAUAUUUCCUCUAUAGUUGUCAUUGAUUAUUGUUUAAAAAAACUGUAUUUUUAAACCAUCCCCCUUUUUUGUGACACUGUUGAAAUUUUGUCCCUUUGCUGUUUUAAUUGCAUGCCAGAUAAUUUGGUCUUUUUCCAAAGGAGAGUGCUGAGAGAAGAAUUGAAAAGGAUAAGUUGAACCCCAGAAUCUCUUCUCUGUUAGAUCAUUUCAAUUUACAAAAUAUAUAAGAGAUGUGUGGUUACAUUGGAGGGAGUUGGGGCCCCAGUAGUGAAAGAGUGACUAUGGAGAUUCAUGGUUAAUGUCAUUUACCCCAUACCCAGGGCAAUGACCUUGCUGAUAAUUAAAAUACCACCAUCAUUGAGGAAACUACCUCUUUUUCAUUUAAAAUAAUCUGUUCAAUUCUUAGAUCACUCAGUAACUGGUUUCACGGGUAUUCAGAAAUAAAAGCUAGAAUAUA